Molecule: messenger RNA, 2722 nt
Organism: Rhagoletis pomonella (apple maggot)
Lineage: Eukaryota; Metazoa; Arthropoda; Insecta; Diptera; Tephritidae
Exons: 2
Coding region: 1-1155 (384 amino acids)
Source: RefSeq, a predicted model, not a curated record
AUGCCAGAAAAACUGCUGCUAAUAUUUCUUACAACAAUAACUACUAUUGUUCCUCGCCUGGUGUUUUUGAGUUUUCCGCUGUCCCUCACGCUGGCACAGUUUGUCAGUAAAGUUAACGGUAUCUCUCGCGCUUAUUUGGAUUCUGCUGUGACAAUCGCUACAGCUGUCAAUACACUUGUAACUAACGAUAGCACAUACACCUCUGUUACUGCGCCUACAACGCUGUCAUCCGUUGCUCUUCAAUAUACACCUUCUGUCUCUCUUAGCACUGCUUCUACUAGACCAUCUUGCUCGUCGUUCGCUGAUGCUGUUUUGUUGUCUAAUACUAAUACUAAUAUUAAUACUAAUACUAGUUCGCAUGGCUCUAAUACUGUGCGUCAAGUUGGUGGCCUCAUGGAUACAAAUACUGUCGCAGAUUGCACUGUCAAUUUACCUGCUGUUACCACUACCACCACGAAGCCAUCAACCCCGUGCUCUGCUAAUGCUGUUGUUGCUGCUAAUACAUCUUUACCCGAUAUGAGCUACGCUGUUGCUGCCGCUGCUGGCUCUAAUUCCAUGCAAUCGAAUGGAAAUCGCUCUGUUAGGUCUCCUGCCGGUGCUGUUGCGGAAAUCAACACUGAUGAUUCUUAUAAUUCUGCUGCUGUUAAAUCUUCAUCUGUCAGGAAGGAUGCUGUUAGUACAAUGCCAACCACAAGUGGUACGAAUGUUACACAUGGCAACAUACAUGAACGAAGUGCUGAUAAAUCUGAUGAUGCUAUUGCGGCUGCUAAUGAAGAUGGUGGCGACUCUGCUGCUGCCCGAAAUUUAAGUAGGCCCAAACGCAUAAACAUUUUUCAUGGGCGUAAUAAUAAUACAGAUCUCGAGGUGGUCAUUAAGAAGAAAUUGUUGCACAUUUCCUCCUUUAAACCGUCUGUAUCUGAAAACCUUAUUGCGUAUGUAUCUACACAUGCAAAGAUCGAUAGUACACACUUUACUUGCUACAAAUUAGUAAAGAAAAGAACUCCACUUGAGAGUCUUCGGAGCGUGAACUUUAAGAUUGGUGUGAUAUCUUCCCUCUACAAAAAUAUCUUAAAUCCAAAUGUGUGGCCGUCUGAUAUCAUUGUGCGGCCCUUUCGAUUUUUUCAACCAGAAGCUAACCAAGGAAGUUCCAAAUAGUGUUAUAUAGUCUAAUGCCGAAUAUACAUGCAAAAAUCUGAAUAUAUACUUUCAGAAUAUGGGUGGAAUGCGCACAAAAGCUAAAGAAGUCUUUCUUUGUUCUUCACGUAUGGAUUAUGACAUAUAUAUCUUUGUGGAAACUUGACUUAAUAGUAAUUUCUUCAGUGAAGAAUACUUUGAUCCCAACAUUUUCCAGACUUGUAGGAAAGACCGUGAUGCUGAGAAAACUGGCCACUUCAAAGGGGGUUGCUUUAAGGCGUAGUUUAAGGUCGACAUUUUUUGAAUUGCUCAACCACGAUACUUUAAUUGACCAAUUAGGUGUGCGCGUUGUUGGCUCGUUCGGCUUUUUGUUUAUCUGUGUAUCAUAUGUCCCACCUAACAGUUCAGAUGAGUUAUAUAACUAUGACAUAGAGAAUAUCACACACAUCUAUGAAAGUAAUGGAAAUUGUAAUCUUUGUAUUCUUGGCGAUUUCAAUCUCCCAGGCAUUAACUGGACAUGCUUUCAAAACUCGGGGCGCCUUACCCCAACCAACGUUACUCGUUCGCAUGAAAUAAACUUUAUUAAUAGUCUUUUUAGCCUUAAUCUUACGCAAAUUAAUUGCAUAUUCAAUAAGUUAUCUAAAUUAUUAGAUCUAGUGUUUGUAGACGAAAAUUUGAUAUAUAAUCUCUCUGAAUGUAAGACUCCGAUCUGUUAUUCUGAUAUGCAUCAUAAUCCCCUUAUUGUUUCUUUAGAGUUUUUUGAUAAUAAUAGGAUUUCCUACAAUUUUCGGGAUGCAAAUUAUGACGUCAUAAACCUGGCUAUAAAUAACGUAAAUUGGUGUGAUAUCUUCAAUUCAAAAGAUGUUAAUGCCUCUUAUGAAACCUUUCUUUGCAUUAUGUCUGAAGUCUUCUCUGAGCAACUGGCUGCUUUACCCUACAAGCCUCAAAUUACCCUGGCACUCUGUCACUCUAAAAAAUCUGAAAAAUAAGAGAACUAAGGGCCUGUGCCAAUUGAUAGAAAAGUUCUCUGGAUAGUAAAUUUUUGACAGCUAUGAGGUGAAUAAAAAUGUUUGAUACGGCAGGGCUAGUGAAAAAUUUGACAGCAAGCAUUAUCAAGAAGAAGAACGAACAACGCACGUAUACACAUAAAUUAAAGAAAACAAAAGCGAGUGGAAAUAAAAGAACAUGGUCCCGCCGGCAAAAAAAAUAAAGAAAAGCUAUAUAACUUGUAAGAUUUAAUUUCAGAUUUACAUAUGAAAAGGCGUUAUGUAUUUUUUUAAUUAAGAAUACUAUUUUACAGGGAGCAGUUCAGAACGCAGAAUCCUUCUGGAAAAGCGCAUUGACAAGGAUGUUUGGUUCAAAAAAUCGGGAAUGAGCUGAAGGAUCGCCUGGACGGUAAAAGUGCUGAAGCAUGUAAAGCACAAUGGAAUGCGUUGAUGAACCAUCCGUGGCGCUUUUUGGGAAUGUGAGUUACAAUUUUUCGAAACGAAGCAGAGGACAACCUAAGAUGCAUUUUUGUAGUCUUGUUAUCGCCGUUCAUAAUGCUGCUUAGUAUUUUGGAAUAAACGUCUUGUUGCAUGUACAUAAA